Fomitiporia mediterranea MF3/22 is the source of this 390-nucleotide messenger RNA. RefSeq lists its product as uncharacterized. The record is from RefSeq and is a predicted model, not a curated record. The coding region runs from base 1 to 390 and encodes 129 amino acids. The transcript is spliced from 3 exons. NCBI's taxonomy places the organism in Eukaryota, Fungi, Basidiomycota, Agaricomycetes, Hymenochaetales, Hymenochaetaceae.
AUGAAUGGGGGAGUUGCGGACGAAAGACGGUCAUUACGGUGUCUAUGCCACAAAGGUUCAGUACAGUAUCGCUCGCACACCCAUUUCUUUCGUUUCUUUGCUUCCUCUGAGCGACAUUACGGCCGCCCAAAUUGGGUAUGUACACCUUUCCGUGUCGGAGAACACGGGCCUGCACCUACCAGGCGGGAAUGUGAGAUUGAAUUGAGAUCACGGGAGGACGAAGCCGAUCUUCAUGACGCACUUCAAUUAGUCGCUUCUUUUUGUCCGUGGGCGCCCUCAAGCGGGAGCUAUACUACUCCAACUCUGGUACAUCCACCUCUCCCGUCUCCGCUUUUGCUUGCAUGCCCGACUACUCCGUUCCUGUUGGAGAAUGCCAGCGAUCAUCAAUAG